This is a messenger RNA of Mytilus californianus (California mussel), 6329 nucleotides long. Its product is annotated as histone-lysine N-methyltransferase KMT5B-like. Gene Ontology annotation, molecular function: protein binding; histone H4K20 methyltransferase activity. The transcript is spliced from 8 exons. NCBI's taxonomy places the organism in Eukaryota, Metazoa, Mollusca, Bivalvia, Mytilida, Mytilidae. Gene Ontology annotation, cellular component: nucleus. The record is from RefSeq and is a predicted model, not a curated record. Bases 82 to 2973 code for a protein of 963 amino acids.
UUAUGACCGAACAACAGUACAUUUUUCUAAAGCGACUACUUUUGUAAACUAAAAACAGGUAAAGAGCUUCAAAUAAUCAUCAUGGUUGUGGAAGGAGGAGGGAGGUAUGCACCAUCCACAGGAAUGACCUCCAAGGAACUGUGUGAAAAUGACGACUUGGCUUCAAGUCUGACGCUGGAUCCCUACCUAUCCUUAACAACACAUAAAAUGAACUCGAGACACAGACCAAUGAAAACAGACCUUCAGCAAUCUUGUAAAGAAAUAAUGAAAAGAUUUGUGGAGAAACAGAAUUAUGAAAAGGCCUACAGAGAAUUUUCUGCUUUAGCUCCUGUCAAGUCAUUUUUUGUCACUAAACUUAAGUCACAACAAGUUAUAGUCAAAGAUCAUUUGUUCAGAUAUUUAAGGAUGUUUGACAAAGAUUCUGGAUUUGAAAUUCUGCCAUGUCAUCGUUACUCCAUGGAAAAUGAAGUAGGAGCAAAAAUUUGUGCAACUAAAUCUUGGCAAAAGAAUGAUAAAAUUGAGUAUUUAGUUGGAUGUAUCGCUGAACUGGAUGCAGAAGAAGAGGAGCAGCUACUGAAACCAGGACUAAAUGACUUCAGUGUAAUGUACUCCACUAGGAAAAACUGUAGCCAGCUCUGGUUAGGUCCUGCCAGCUUUGUCAAUCACGAUUGUCGAUCAAACUGCAGGUUCGUAUCCACUGGUAGAGAUACAGCCUGUGUGAGAGUCUUAAGAGACAUUGAGCCUGGGGAAGAAAUCACAUGUCAUUAUGGAGAAAGUUUCUUCGGAGAAAGCAAUUGCUUCUGUGAAUGUGAAACUUGUGAAAGGAGAAAACAAGGAGCAUUUAAGCCUAAAGAUGGAAUAAAAAGUCCACAACAUGUAAAAGGUUAUAGACUCCGAGACACAGAUGAUAGACUUACCAGACUAAAAUCCGACCCUCUGGAGCGUGAAAGGCCAAGUGCACAAAUGACAGGUGCUGCUCUGUAUGGCAAUGAAAACUGGAAUAUCAGAGAUGGUAAUCUAAAGAAAAACGCUGAAUUACUGAAGGCUGGAGAACUGAAAAGAAGGGGCAUAACUCGCUAUGAUGCUGAACUGUUACUGUCUCAGGGACUAAAACUUCCGGAACCAAGGGUACCUGUGACUAGGAAAUUGCCAAUUAAAUCAUCAAAGAGUGUUUUAAAUGACCUUAAUUUGAAAAUGGCACAGUCAAAAAAGUUACCACAGAGAGACAAAAAUGGGUGUUUUCUAAAAUGUGGACGAAUGUCGGGAUCAAAACUGGCAAGUCAACAAUGUGAAGAAGAGAUUCCUAAAGUGGCAGCAAAAAUUAAAUCACCAAAUAAAAGAAUGAGUUUCUGUUUUGAGGAACUUGAUCAUCCUGAGUUUGAUCAUGAAGAGUUAGAUUCUAUAGUGGAGCAGGCCUGUAGAAUUUGUGAGGAUACUGUUGAACAGGAAGAAACUAAAACACUUAAUCAGAACGAUGAAACAAAUGUUGAUAUAAAUAUGAAUUCAUCACCAUCUAUAUGUAGGACUAGAUCUAGGAAAACUGAUUCAAGGACCAACUCAAUAAUGGACAGGGAUACAGUUCUAAAACAUUCCCCUAAUAACAAUCAAAGGUGCAGCCCUAGGUUCAAAAGUCGUGGGUCAGUAAGCAUAGAUAAAGAUUUAAUUUCUCGUGUAAAAACUGAACCUUGUGAAGAAAAGCCACAGUUUAGAAAUAGUCCAAAGCUUAUGCCUAAAACUGAGCCUUGUGAAGAAAAGUUACAGUUUAGAAUUAGUCCAAAGCUUAUACCUAAAACUGAACCUUGUGAAGAAAAGCAAGAGGUUAAAAAUAGUCCAAAGCUAAUAUCUAAAACUGAAACAAAAAAACAAGAUGUAAAAUUGGAAAUGGAAGAAAAGGAUGAUGAAUCAAAACAACAAUCAGAACAAUUAGACAUAUCAAUUUCAGGGACAUUUGAGCUUCACUGUGAUACAGACUCACUUCAGGGUCAAAGUUCAGGUCAUACAGACUCAUUCAUAGGUCAAGAUCAUAUAGAAACACCUCUCAGUCAUAGUAAUUCAGAAACACUUCAGGGACAAAAUCAUAAGAGCAAAGGACUCAAAAACAUUCAAAGUGAUAUUUCUAAGAAAGCACCUGUUCGUCAGAGCCCUAGACUUCACAGGAAGCGUGACACAGAAAGUUCACUAUGUGAAAAGCCUGAGGCAGCAAAAGACUUGUCAGAAAAAUUGAAACGAGACGUGAAAUCAGAGAGUGAUGAAGGUUUAACAAUGUUAGAAGAAAACUUUAUAGAUGUUUGUAGUUUUUCAGAUGAACAACAGGAAGAUUCAUUAGCGAACAGAUUAAAAUCAGAAAUACAUCACAAAACUGAUGAUGCUGAUGAAACAUCUGACCAGGAACCAGUUGAUAAUAUGUUUGAAAGUUUUGAGUCUAUUAUAAAAAAUGUAACUCCUCCAAGAAAAUUAGGGACUCAACAACCCAGUGAUAAAAAAUUUGACAAAUCUUACUCCGAUCAGUGCCUUAGAUUAUUGAACAAAAGUAAGAAUAGAGAAAAGAAACGAAAAUUGUCUUAUUCAAUCAUGUCAUCUCCGGAAACAUCUCCCGAUAAAAAGAUUCCAAAACUGACGAUCAAAAUGAGACGAGACCCCAUUUUGGAAACAAUGGAGGAGAGUCUGUCCACAGCAAAACGAAUAGAAGAUGAACUGGAAUCUCAAAUACAGAUAGAAAAUCACAUGUUGAAACAAAGCUGUCACAGACGACGGCGGAGAAGUUCUGGGAAAACAUCACCACGAUCACCAAUAAACUCCGCUCAUUCACCGACACAUUCAUCUAAAUCACCGAUAGCUCCCAGCACUUUUUAUCCACUAUCUAACAGUCAUUCAUUUCCUAAAAAACUUCGUCUCAAGUUAGGAGAUACUUCCUUCAGUAUUUCUAUACCACAACCUAAUGAUUUUAGUCAGAUUCAGAAUUCACCAGAAUAAAGAGAUUCUAUUACAAAUGUUAUUCAGGUAUCCAUUCAGUAUCUCAGUAUUUAUAAUGUUACUGUCUAUGUAAGGUGUUUGACCUUAAUUUGAAAAAAAAACUUUGAUAUACCAGCUUAAUUCUAUUUGUAUGUGGAAAUGAAUAAUGUGAUUUUCCUCUUCUCUUUGUUAACCUUUUAUUUUUAAUCCCCACUCAUUGACAAGCCACAGCUGUCUUAUUUUUCUAUCCCCUUGGUUGCCAGGAUGUUAAGUGCUACCUUUCCCUGCUGACAAGGUGCAAAUUAAUCUUCAAAAUAAAAAGAUCAUAUAUGUCAUUGCAAAUUAACAUCUUUAACAAUUUUUUUUUUUUUUUUUAAACAAAGAUCCAUUUUUUCUGUUUCAAAUCCUGCAUUAAUUAUACAAACUACAAACUUUCUGUAUUUGUGGGUAGUCUGAAAUAGAACAAAAUAUAUGUUUAAGUAUGAAUUCUUUAUCUGAAAAGUUUUUCUUUUUUUUAAAUAAGUCAACCUUUCAAUCUGCAUGUUCCUCUUUGAAAACUCCUUAACAUAGUAAAUUAAAUUUGAAAUGAGUGUUUUUUUCUGUACAUAAUUGAUGUUUGUUCCAAUGAAUAGGUAGAACAUUGCUGUUAAAAUAAAUCUUCAGAUAUUCACACCAUAAGCCUUCGGAUUUUAAGACUAUAUAAAACUAUAAAUAUUGAUUCAGUUAAAUAUCUUUUUAAUUGGUAUUCACAACUUUUGUUUACCUGGUAUUGUAAUCAUAUAUGUUUAUUUGUUGUUCAGAAAAAAGGAAAAUUCGUAAAUUCUCGUAAUUCGAUGUUUCCCUGGAUAUGUUAGAUUGUGUUUUAAAGUUCACAAAUUACCAUUAUGAAUACAAAAAUCUCUUGAAGUCAGUUUUGACUGAGUUGAACAAGGUGAUUAUUAUUUAGAAAGAAAAAUGAUUGUUGACUGUUUUCUACAAGGCCAUUACUAUUUAGAACGAAAAAUAAAAAAAGUGAUUGUUGACCCUAUUGGAUUAGGUCAUUACUAUUCAGAAAGCAAAAUGUUUGUUGGCUCUGGACAAGGUCAUAAACUUUUAGAAAGUGAAGUGAUUCUUGACUGUUGGUCAAGGUCAUUACUUUUUAGAAUUUUAUAUUUAAAUUUCAAUUCAGUGAUUGAUAAGAAUGGUUUUGGAAUUUGUGAGUUUAGACUUUGGACUUUAAUUAUCAAUAUAAAUAGUACAUUUCUUAUAUAUUCAUAUCCAGGGGUUUCAUUGAAUAUUUGUACCAAUAUAAAAUGUCCUUUAAUAGUUACAACUACUUGGUCAAAUAAUACAGGAUUUAGGUUUUUGAUAUAUAAUCGGUUUGAUAUAGAAAGUUGUAGAUUGAUUGGUUUUAUUGAUAAUUCUUGUAAGGACUUUGUAAGGGUUUUUUCAGGGAUAAAAUCACUGUGAGGAUAUUAACAUGACCAUAUGGUACAAUGCAAGGUGUUUAAGUGUAAACAAAACACUCAUUGGUCAUUUUUGAAGGUCAGUGUGAAUCACCCAGACACUUAUAAUAGAAGCUCUUUAAUUGAUCAAUUAACAAUAUUCUUAUCUAUAUACUGGGAUUGAGUGCAAUUUGUAAAACACUACUUUGUUAGAUUACAAACAUCCGGUAUAAGGAAUUAUCAGAGUUCAUUUUUUUUACUUGUAUAUAUAUUUUUUUACAGAAAAAAAUCAUUUGGUUUUGUCAUUUUUGUAGUCACGAUACAUUGUUGUCACCCUUCACUUUCAGCAUGUUCACUAACCAUGGUAUCAAAAUUUAAAGGACCAAAAUCAUUCUUUUUUACUCUGUUUUUUUUUAAGAAUUUUUUUUAUUAUUUUAUGAAGGAAUUCUUGUUUUUCUUCUGCCACUAACAGAAUAUGAGAAAGCUGUUUAUGUAACCUGUCUAAAUUAUACAAUAGAUAAUAUUUGUUUCUAUGAUUACUAAUUGGUUAAACACAAACAUAUUUUGAAGAAGUACAACUCCCAACAUAAUCCUUUUUUUUCCUUAGUAGUAAUUGUUUUGUUGAAGUUAUUGUAAAUUGUAUACAAAUGUGGUAAUUUUAUAGAUUUUUAAGCAUGACCAAUGUAGAUAUAAAUAUUUUAACAUCUGUUUGUAGAUUUUUGUUUUUCAGUGUUUAUUUAUAGAGAAGGGAAAUGUGAAUUUGAUUAAUAGUAUACACAUAUGAUUAAGUUAUUAAACACAGAAGGGAAUGACUCAUAAAAUUAACUCAUUCUUCAUAUGUCUAAUACAAUCAAAUUUUUAUUAUUUCGGAUGGUAAUAAUUGACAAUGAAAUAUUCAUGGUUUUCAUCAUGUUUGAUGGUUGCAAAAAGAAACAUUGUAAUAAAAAUAUUUAUUACUGUGAAAUGGCUAUUUUAUGUGGUAAAUAAUUUUUAGUACUAUUUGUUAACUUAUUAGUUGUGAUUAUGACAUUUGUUGAAGGGAGAUAAUAAAGAAAAAAAUACCAGUUAUCUCCCCUAAAAUAAGGAAAAUAGUUAAAAUAUGCACAUUUUCAAAGUUAUGUAUAUUUCCUGUAUCAAGAUCUUACUGCAGACUAACAGCUAAUAUUGUAUAGUCAUUGCCUUUAGAACUGAUGAAUUCUAUCAAAUUACUUUGGCUUUACAUGGUAUAAGAAUUGUUUACAAGUAAUUUGAAGUAAGGGAAAGUUCAACAUAUUUCAGUUUAAUAGAAUACAUAUUAUUUACACAUUUUAUGAAUGAGUUAAGUUACAAUUUACCAAAUCCAAAAACCCCUUACCAAAUAAAUUGGUUAAAAUUUCACUAAGAACCAUCACACUAUAAUCAUGUAUUUAUUGAGUGGGAGAGUGUAAUUUAUAGAAUAUAUGUUAGCUCACAUGUGGAACUUUUAUUCUUAUGAAAAGUAAAAUGCUGUUUAUCUUCUUAAUGGAGUUAUUUAAUAGGAUAUUCAUGUAAUCCAAGAAGAUUUUUUUCUCAAGUGAAGUCUAAAUUUUACAGAGUGAAUAUCUUUUGCCCUUUUAAGCUCGACUGGCCCUACCAAAUGACAGGUCAAGGUCAUCCAAACUAUGGUUACCACCAUUUUAAAAACUAGAUAAUUAUAUAAAAAAAUAAAAAAGGAAAAUCCUAUGAAGGGCCAGUUAAUACUAAAUUUCAACUAAUUGGACUGAGAAUGGGCCAUUCUUGACCUUUUUUUUAGAUACCAGUUUAGUGAUACAGGCACUUUGAAGCCUCUUUUUUAAAGUUUUGACAUUGAUUACGUCCCUUGGAUUAGAUGAAAGAGAGUUGCAUGUUUAGGGCAGCCUAAUGUAUUAUUGUUAUAAUGUGUAGUGUGAUGUGUUAACACUCUCGUAUGUUUUAUUAAAUCAUGUGAAAUCUCAA